This is a messenger RNA of Anopheles maculipalpis, 1077 nucleotides long. It is a transcript of the gene RpIIIC53, whose product is annotated as DNA-directed RNA polymerase III subunit RPC4. Lineage: Eukaryota; Metazoa; Arthropoda; Insecta; Diptera; Culicidae. The record is from RefSeq and is a predicted model, not a curated record. Gene Ontology annotation, molecular function: DNA binding. Gene Ontology annotation, biological process: transcription by RNA polymerase III. Gene Ontology annotation, cellular component: RNA polymerase III complex. Bases 1 to 1077 code for a protein of 358 amino acids. The transcript is spliced from 4 exons.
AUGGAUUCUGCUCCUCGGAUCAAACAAGAACCAAACAUCGAGUCGGCAUUCAUCGAGAAAGGGAAAAAUCUUAUUGGUACUGUGCCAAUGGAAGCGACGGUAAAAACGGAGCGCUUACAGACAUUCCGUGGACCGCGAGAUCUCACUUUAGCUAAUGGACGCACAACAAAACCUCCGGCGAACAAAAAAGUAUACACGCCCAACCUGAACGCAGUGAGAAACAAAAAUACGGACGUGAAAACAGCAUCCACUGGUCCAAAGAGCAGAGUAAAGACUGAUCGUAACAAAAAUGAUAAAGAUACGAGAAAUAAAAAGGCAGCAAUGAUACAGACAUCUGGCAUCUUUUCGGAUGGUUUAGCUCAACGCGUUCUCACCCGUGCAUCCAAAUCGGACAAAUCUAGUUCUUCAAAAGAGCCAGGAGAAUCCAUUAGAAAACCUAUGUUUUCUAGAACGGAUACCAAAAUAAAUUUGGAGGUCGAGCAUAAAUUGAUACAAAAUUUGUACAACGACAAUGAUGAAGAUCUUGCAGAACUGGAGCAAAAGAUAGAAAACGGAUUAAAGCUACCGAUCAAGCUAGAAAACUCUGACUACAAAAUCAAACCCCCAGAAGUAAAGACGGAAAACUUAGCAGAACCAAAGCAGGAUCCAGUGAACUCUGUCGAAAACGUGUUAUCCGGUGAACAACACAACAAGAUGUUCCUGUUACAAUUGCCCGAUGCAUUGCCUGGUAAGUGCGAUGCCGCUGACAAAGGUGCCACCGCACCGAAUGGUGGCAGCGAUUGUAAGUCGGAAGCAACGGUCAACGACGAAGAUACGCCCCAGUAUUGUACAGUUCGAGAUUUGGCAGAAGGUUAUAUUGGGAAACUGAUACGGUACCGUUCCGGAAAGGUAAAGCUAAUGUUGGGCGACAUAAUGUUUGACAUCAACCUCGGUAUGGACACAGGAUUUUUACAAGAGCUGGUCUCUAUCAACACUAAUCAAGUCGAACGCAAUGGUAACAUCAUUAACAUCGGCACUAUCAACGCAAAGCUGAAUGCGUCCCCGGAUUGGGAAUAUUUAUUCAAGAAUUCUACAUGA